This is a messenger RNA of Fusarium redolens, 460 nucleotides long. RefSeq lists its product as uncharacterized. Gene Ontology annotation, molecular function: protein dimerization activity. The transcript is spliced from 2 exons. The coding region runs from base 12 to 314 and encodes 100 amino acids. The record is from RefSeq and is a predicted model, not a curated record. Lineage: Eukaryota; Fungi; Ascomycota; Sordariomycetes; Hypocreales; Nectriaceae.
GUCGAAAAAGCAUGCAUAGACAGCGCGGCAACAGCGCAGACGUCAGUACUCAAAGAGGUCCAAGUGUUAAUCUACGCACCGCGUCGCACAAGCCGAAGAAGCGGUUAACAAAGAAGAUGGCUUAUAAGAAGCCGUCUUCCUCAGAAGCAUUGAAACAGCCACGCGAGAACCAUAACUUGGCUGAGAAGCGAUACCGGAGCCGGCUAAAGAACCAUUUCGUGUCGCUCGAGGAGGGCUUUGAGGCGAUGGCUAAGGAGCGGGACCAGCUACUGAGGAACAUCGCUCUAAUGUACGAGUUCUCAAAUCAAGAGUGAAGCGUCACUAUCUGGCAAAGAGCUAUAUAUGUUGCCUUGUAAUAUUUCUAUAAUAUUUCUAUAACGUGUUUGAUAAGCGAGCGUGAUACUGCACUGUAUAACUAUAAAAAACCUACCCUAUAACAUUUUUUUAUUAUAAAUAAAAU